Periophthalmus magnuspinnatus is the source of this 1889-nucleotide messenger RNA. It is a transcript of the gene fkbp8, whose product is annotated as FKBP prolyl isomerase 8. Gene Ontology annotation, molecular function: peptidyl-prolyl cis-trans isomerase activity; protein binding. Bases 459 to 1658 code for a protein of 399 amino acids. The record is from RefSeq and is a predicted model, not a curated record. Lineage: Eukaryota; Metazoa; Chordata; Actinopteri; Gobiiformes; Gobiidae. The transcript is spliced from 9 exons.
GAAACACAGCAACUCAAGGUUAACAGGAAGUGGCUUGUUGACACAGACACUGAGUUAGCUUAGCGGCGGUGUUCAGGAGCAUGUUUAUGCGUUUUAGAGAUAGAUUUGCCGAUGUGACAGCGACUUCAUUCCUGCCUUCUCGGAGACAGCUAAUACAAGACCAAAACCAACGCUUGCUCAGAUAGUGAAGGUAAUUUGCUUUAAAAAAAAACUUGACAUCGAGCGAGCUAGCAUUCAUUAUGUUGAAUGAAAGGCUACUCAGAUUAAAGCUAACAUAACACCGCUGCUGUUACACUCACGGUUCUGCUGCUCGACACAGACUGUGGUCAGCUCCUUUAACCGACAGAAACUUCUGGAAACGUGUGUUUUGUUUUUGUUGUUGCCCAAAUGUUUUUUAUAUGGUUACCUGCAAGUCUUUGACAGCGAUGAUGAGAUGCCAAAGCGCUCCAUAAUCUGAAAUGGAUGAAACCAUAGACACCGCUGCUGGCGAAAACAUAAAAGUUACCGCUAAAGCAAAGAAGAAUGGGAGAACCUCGUUGCUGGACAGCGGGGAGGACUUUGAGGUUUUGAAUGAAGACCUCGAAGAUGAUGAGCCCCCUCCGUUGGAAGAUGCAGGGGGUCUAACGACCCAAAAAGAGCAAGACGAACAUGAGAGUCCACUGGAUUCAAGUCCUGCAGAAGAAUGGCAGGAUGUUCUAGGUAACGAUCAUCUGAAGAAAAAAGUACUGGUGCCAGGUAAAGGACGAGACAGUAGACCACAAAGAGGACAAAAUGUUAAAAUAAAUCUGAAAACUGCUCUUAAUGAUGGCACCAUCGUAGUGGAGAGAUCUGACCUAUCGUUCACUUUAGGAGAUGGUGAUGUCAUUCAGGCACUUGACCUCACAGUGCAGCUUAUGGAAUUGGGAGAAAAAGCUCUAGUACUUACUGAUGCAAAAUAUGCAUAUGGUUCUCAAGGAAGUUUUGAUCCUGAGGUCCCUCCAAACGCUGAGGUCUUGUUGGAGGUGGAAUUGCUGGAGGCCACUGAUUCCCCAGACCUAGAAUUACUGCCCCCUAAAAAAAAGAUUGCCCUGGCUGAUCAUAAAAGAGAAAGGGGCAAUGUCCACUAUCAGCGUGGGGAUUAUGCUUUUGCUGUGAACUCUUAUAGCAUAGCCAUGCAAAUAACAGAUUCUAGUUCAAAAGUUGAUAUAACUACUGAAGAAGAAAAUGAACUUGUAGAUGUCAAAGUUAAAUGUUUAAACAAUAUGGCUGCUGCUCAGCUUAAACUUGAUCACUACGAUGCUGCUCUUAAAUCCUGCAUCUCAGCACUGUCACACCAACCAGAUAAUGUGAAAGCACUUUUUCGAAUGGGAAAGGUUUUGGCCUUGCAAGGUAAAUACACAGAAGCUAUUCAAACUUUGAGGAAAGCACUGAAGUUGGAACCCAGCAAUAAGACUAUACACGCAGAGCUUUCCAAACUUGUGAAGAAGCAUUCUGAGCAGAAGGGUGCAGAGCAGGCUAUGUAUAAGAAGAUGUUGGGAAACCCUUCCAGUUCCAGAAGCAGUAUACAGAAACAUAAGGCAAAAUCGUCAUGGGGUCUCAGUUGGAAAUGGUUAUUUGGAGCCACUGCUGUAGCUAUUGGUGGUGUAGCAUUAUCUGUUGUCAUUGCUGCUAGAACCUGAACCAAGCCUGUGGUAAUGACCUAGCCCAAUCUUGACAGGAGAAAGCCUAUAUUCGGAAGCACAUCGGGUCAUCAUACCUUUUAAUCUGAGUUGUCCAUAUAGAUGCCACUGAUGGGUUGCCACUUGACUCUUCUCUCUGCUAUGCUUGAGAUUUACAAGUGUUACAAAUCUCAAAUUUGCUAUUUGGGAGAUGCACAAAUAAGAUGUGUAAUUGUAUGCAUGUGUUUAUCA